AUGAAGCAAUCCGAGAUGAAUGAUGAGAUUAAGAGAUUGGCUGGAUUCCCACCUCUCGUCACCAUUCUCAGGCUAAUGAUUGGACCUAUGUGUUCCCAAGUGACAAGUACUUUAUACGGCAUUAUUAAUACAAUUUGGGUUUCAAAAUAUGUUGGAGAAGUUGGCAUGGCAUCAGUGGCUCUCGAUAUUGCAUGGGAAGGUAUAGCAAGAUCGUUCGACUUGUUCUUAUUGACAUCUGGCAGUACACAGAUCGCUGCUUUAUUUGGCAAAAAUCAAUCUGAAGAAUGCGGACAAGUUAUAUGUGAUUUAUUGCGAACAGCUCUCAUUUUCGGUUGUAUUGUUCCUGCAAUACUUCUUCCUAUCAACAAACCUUUGAGUAGAUGGUUCGGAGCAAACCCUGAAACAAUUCAAGGAGCUUAUGAUUAUAUGCUACCACAAGGCGUAGGAAAUGUAUUUACUUGCAUCUUUCUUGCAUGUUGCGGCUUCCUUCAGGCAGAAGGUCGUACUUUACUUGUCGGAAUUAUUGAUCUUGUCUGUUUAGGCAUCGGAAUGGGAGUUUUGAAUCCAAUAUUCUUAGGUGUAUUCAAGUUCGGUGUUAUGGGACCUGCAAUUAGUACAAUUAUUGCAGAUGGAGUUCCAGGAAUACUUUUGACCAUUCUAUUCUUUAGCGGUAAGUUCGGUGUCAAGCCAAAACUUAGUGGCUUCUUGAAGCCAUUCUCAAAGCACACAUUAGAUUCUCUUUUGGUCGGAAGUUCCCAAUUUAUGUCUCAAAUUUCUUUGAAUUUGCCAGGUGUUGUUGUCAGAAAACUUAUUGGUCUUUCAGUAUCAAAUGCUAGAGACUACGAGUUGGCCAUGUCUGGCUUCAAUGUACUUUGCAGAUAUGAUAAUAUUAUUAAUUGCGUAGUUCUUGCAAUUUGUUCUGGAUACUUACCACCAGCAGCCUAUACUUAUGCUGCAGAAAACUGGAAGAGAUAUCUGAGACUUUCAUUACAUUUAGAAUGGAUUUCUUUUGUUUGGUGCAUUGUUACAACAAUCUUUCCAGUUUUCAUGCCUGUAACAAUUUAUUGGUAUACAUUUUAG
Trichomonas vaginalis G3 is the source of this 1080-nucleotide messenger RNA. Its product is annotated as multidrug resistance protein YPNP-related family. Gene Ontology annotation, cellular component: membrane. Gene Ontology annotation, biological process: transmembrane transport. NCBI's taxonomy places the organism in Eukaryota, Parabasalia, Trichomonadida, Trichomonadidae. The coding region runs from base 1 to 1080 and encodes 359 amino acids. Gene Ontology annotation, molecular function: xenobiotic transmembrane transporter activity; antiporter activity. The record is from RefSeq and is a predicted model, not a curated record. The transcript has a single exon.